This is a messenger RNA of Odontomachus brunneus, 904 nucleotides long. Its product is annotated as transmembrane protein 14C. Bases 387 to 713 code for a protein of 108 amino acids. Gene Ontology annotation, biological process: regulation of heme biosynthetic process. Lineage: Eukaryota; Metazoa; Arthropoda; Insecta; Hymenoptera; Formicidae. The transcript has 3 exons. The record is from RefSeq and is a predicted model, not a curated record. Gene Ontology annotation, cellular component: mitochondrial membrane.
AUUUUAGUACCAGAUUCUGAUUGGUUGACAAACGACGGAUGGCAGUAUCAAAGUUACUUUGAACAAUUAUUGUGCAUUAUUGCACAUUGUUUUUUAUUGUCACAAAUUAUGCUGGUUCUCGUAUGAGAAACAUAUGAAUCUUUUAUUUAUGACGUAUUUUGCGUCGCAUUGAUGAUUCGUCGGCGAAAGCACAACAUGGGAAAAUGGGGAAAAGCUGCUCCAAUGAGUUUGCCACACCGACGCGUACACAUAAUUCGUAACACUUAUGCGACGAGAUACACGAUAUUUUGCUUAUCAUUCUGUAAUCGUUAUCAACAUCGGUAUCAAUCCAACUCUAUACGGCACGUCAGUUCUGAGAAGAUCAGUGCGAAAUUGAGUUGUCAGAAAUGCCUAUCGACAUUCCUGCGUUUGUGUACGCCGCUGCGGUAGCAGGUGGUGGAAUAUUAGGUUACGUGAAAUCCAAUUCUAUUCCUUCUUUGGGAGCUGGUCUACUUUUUGGAUCUAUGUUAGGUUACGGGGCUUAUCAGACUUCACAAGAUCCUACCAAUAUUGCAGUUUUCCUAGGAACCAGCACAGCACUGGGAGGUUUAAUGGGAUAUCGAUAUUAUAAUUCUGGUAAAAUAAUGCCAGCUGGAAUGAUUGCUGUGUUAAGCGCUAUUAUGAUUGUAAGGACAGUUACACGGUACUUCUCACCACCAUUGAAGACAGAGUAACAGUCUUCACUAUCAGAGGUAUUGCAUUUAUUAAUACCAAUGUUUUUAAUAUAAGGAGCAUAUAAUGGCACAAUGUUCAAGGAAUUAUUGAUAUGUUUUGAAGAAAUGUAUUAUACAUAUACUAUGUCAAGUACAUUAAAACAUUUUGUAAGUUAGAAGUUUCUGUUAAAAUAAAAUCUGGAAAAAUUCAA